Thunnus maccoyii (southern bluefin tuna) is the source of this 3516-nucleotide messenger RNA. It is a transcript of the gene scml4, whose product is annotated as Scm polycomb group protein like 4. NCBI's taxonomy places the organism in Eukaryota, Metazoa, Chordata, Actinopteri, Scombriformes, Scombridae. The coding region runs from base 335 to 1387 and encodes 350 amino acids. The record is from RefSeq and is a predicted model, not a curated record. The transcript is spliced from 8 exons. Gene Ontology annotation, molecular function: protein binding.
ACCGUGACUCUCUCUGUCUCCCUCCCUGUCUGCUGAACCAGUGCAGUUUGCGCCCUUGAGGACGUUACAACUCCUGUCCCAUUUCUCCGGGGAGCGUGAGAUUCAGCAGACGCGCGGUGCUCGCUCGCUCGCUCGCUUCCCUGCCGCAUCUGCAGGGGUGGAACCCGGACUGUUCCAGGCCCAGAGUCCCCGGGAGUUUCUGCCGCUUCUGCAGCUCCGUGCACCGGCUCACGGUCUGCUCUGAGCCACCCUGCUGUGAAGAAAUGGAUUCCCGCUGCUGAAUCAGCCCAGAUAGUGUGAUGUAUCUCGCCUUAACCUGGCGGGCCACGAGGGCAUGAGACUGCGAGGACGGCGGGAUUUCAAACCUGACUCCGACCUGGAAGUGGCCCCUGCUCCUCCUGUUGCCUGGUUACCUGGCAUCCUCAGCAAAAGUGUACGCCUGCGUUUACGUUUAGAUCGCUGUGACGACCGAGGGCGGGGCUGCUGGCACCUGGUGGACUUGGAGGCGGAGUCAGAGCCAGUUGGGCGCAGACUGAGGAAUCGGCCACCUAACACCUGUGCACAGAGUCUGAUGAGUACCCUGUCCGCUGGCUCAGAGAUGCAGACUCCCGCUCUUGGCCCCCAGUUCAUAGCGGGGCCCCAGGGUAAGGUACCUGGCAGGAAGAGAGGACGGCCUCCUAUCCGUAAGCUGGAGUUCCAGAGCCACUACGUUGAGCCUAUGUCGCCUCUCAAGGUACCCAAGAAGAGAGGCAGGAAACCCGGUUUUAAGCUGAAGCCCAGGAUGGUGAUGUCCCCACUGGCUAACUCUCCUCCCAGCAGCACACCAGAGCCUGAAAUGGGCUCUAUCCCACAGGAUGCUGCUAUUGUCCCCCACUCUGCUACACCACAGGUCCUUACAGCAGAAACGUCAAUGCCUGAUGACUUUUUAUGUGACCCGCCGGGGGACUCCAAGCGUUACGCUGUAGACCCCAGUGACUCCGCCUUUAAUGUCAUGACAUCACAGUACCCGCCAAAGCACUCGUAUGGUUACCGCAGAAGCAACAGUUGUACUACACCGAUGGGCUUGUGCAGACAAGCAUCAAGCCCAGCAAGCUUCCAGGAGGGAAACAGGAACGUUUAUAGCCCGAUGCCAGAUGCUGGAGAGUGCAAGCGUCCUGCUGGUAAGGACCCGUCCAGCUGGGGUGUGGAGGAGGUCGUGUGGUUCAUCAAAGAUGCUGACCCUCAAGCCCUGGGACCUCAUGCUGAAGCCUUCAGGAAACAUGAGAUAGAUGGGGACGCUUUGCUCUUACUGAAAAGUGAGAUGAUGAUGAAGUAUCUGGGACUGAAGCUGGGACCUGCGCUCAAACUCUGUUACCAUAUCGACAGGCUUAAACAGAAUCGGUUGUGAUUUGCCUCGGGGGUGGGGGUGGGAUGGGGAGGUGGGGAUGCCGAGCCCCUCAUCACCUGGUUAACUUUCACUAAAACUGUACCGGUGCUGAUUCUCUCAAACUGUUCUGGCUGUUCUCAGCCGUCAGCAAUAGAUCAUGAACGCCUUGGGAUCCAGAUUGCGUACUUGACAGCUUUUACUGCAUCUGCACCAUAUUUUGUUGACCAAUUGGACAUGUUGACUGUACAUAUUAAGACUAUUUACAGCCACAAGCAAGUAUUUAAUUUCAAUCUUUGUUUACUGGGUUUCUGAAAGGCUUCAGAUUGUAAAUAGUUCAGUUCCACCAACAUGGCAGCUACUGUAUAAUCAAAUGUGACCUGUAACGUGCACAGCUUGCUAUAUUUCACUUUCAGCUGCAUCUACCAAAAUAGAGAUCCAGCAGUGUGAAUUUUGGCAGAUCUUAACCAUGGACAUAAUAUCAAUAUCUCUGAAGCUACAGAGACAAAGCUCAUUAAACUCAAAUGGUGCUAAACCUCAGAAUCCUAUUUAGUCUUAAAUAAAUCUUGUUUGAAAAAAAUUAAUUUUGCUGUAAACUGAUGAUAAAGUUGAUCCCAGUAUCGCAAUGUCUGAUCUCUCAAACUCUUCGGCACGUAUUGAAAUCUUUUGAAAUCUUCUGCUUUUUCAGUCUAUCUCAACCAUUCCCACCCAAAACCAAAAACUGUGCUGCUCAUGUGUCACUGUGGAACACAGCUAUUCAGUCUCUGUGAGCCAAAAAGGAAAAAAAAAGCAAUAAUUGGAAAAUCAAAGGCUUUUUAUGUUUCGAUCCAUCUAUUCAGCAUCAAGCUGGUUGGACAUGAAGAGGAAUUGUUCUUAGAAUAAGUUGAAAAUCCUGACACAUAGCUGAGAAUUUUGCUUGAUUCUAAUCCAUAUUCUUUCAUUUCAGUGUAAAAACCUGAUACUUGUGAAACUGCGUCAAAAACAAGCGAUGGGUCACAUCCAAGAAAUGUGACUCAACGUGACUUGAUAACUUGCGCAGUUUUUUACCACAAACCACAGCACACAACACAACAGUGAAGCGAUAUGGUGCCUCAUCAAUGUGAAAUCACAUAGCCAGCACUCAUACAGGAUGGAAAGGAGACAUAGACAGAAACUUGGGGCUUUUUUUAACCAUAUAAUACCCAUGAAUUGUAUAUCGUGUUGUUUGACAUGACGAUACUGAAUAGCUGGCCAUUUUGCAACCUUGCCAGUAAAGUUUUUUUAUUUACUUGAGGUUGCAAAAUGGUGUGAGAGAAAGCAACUUGUAGCGAACUCAUACAACCUGGUGCUCAACCUUUACUGCCACUACAAUCUCAACACUUUAAUUACUUUCUCACACACUUCAUCAACAACUGUGUGACUUCCAUAAAAUACAACAGUUUCUCAUGCAAUACCUCUUCAUUCAUUUUGAAUAUUAAAUCCUCUGAUUCAUUUUUUGUUCUGCUGUAUGAUAAAGCAGUAUUUCAUCUCCAAACUGUAAAAAGCGACAAACUAUUAAAUGAAAUGUCUUAAGCAUUAUAUAGUAGCAUUUUUUUUUAUUAAUGCAGUGCCUGCUCUGAAUUAAGGCUAUGCAGCCACUAAAUGCUGUUUUAUCAUAUAACAUUGUACAAACAACUUGUAAACACAAUAAUGAUCAAUCACAUGCUGUAUAUGGCAAACUUAACCCAACAACUGUUCAAUUUGUGGUUAAAAACAACGCUUUUUUACUUACUGUACAUUCAUUGUUACACAUUUUAAACUUUUACCGAUGUGUUUCUAUGUGUUUUGCUUAUUUAAGUCUGGGUGCCACAGACUUGUGUGAAGUACAGCAUGUAUGUAUAUGUAUGAAUUCUGUAUUUCAUGACUGUCUUGAGCCCUGCUGAGGUAUGGGCUGCAUUAAACUUCUGCAUUUUAUUUUCCAGUUUACCACUUUCAAUAUGAUAACUUGAUUUCAGUGAUGCGAAGGAGUGCACAGCCUCUAAACUCUAAACUACAGAUAUUUCCAUUUUUUUCCUGCAGAUUUGAUCAAUCAUGUGACCCAUAUGAAAUCAAAUUUGAUUUAUUUUGACCUUUCUUCUUUGUAUUUUUUUAAAACACACUGUUCCUCAGACAAAAUAAACUUGCUUGUUUAAUGA